UACUGAGAGGAGGAGGAGGAGGAGGAGGAGGUGCCUUCUGAAUUUCACACCUGAACCGAGCCAGCUGUUUGGGAUGUUUUCUUCUGUUUUUCCGUGAACGACGCUGGUGUUUGUGAAAUUCAGUCCACCGUGGAUUUUGGUGCUCUCUGUGUGUUCUCCGUGUAUCGGUUUUUGUAUCUUCGUGAGGACGCAGGACUCAGGUUGAGCUAUUGAACUCUGGUAGAUAGAGAAACGGCUCAAGACCAGCACACAAACAAAAACUAACAUCAUUCCUAUUGGAAUAUAGCUUAACUUAAAGCGCCUGGCUCGAGAAGUCACAUUGACUGCUGCUGUAUAAAUAUAUAUAAAACACAAAAUACUCGAAAUAGGAAGCUGGCUUUUCGUAUUUCGAUCGUUUUUUGUGAUUUAAUCGCGGUGUGUCGCCGUUUUGUACGCUGUUCAUCCGCAUACGCGAUGCUCUUGUGUUUACCUCACGGUUUUUAAGGCCACACGAAAAACUUAACGAUAUUUUUGGUUGUGUUUUUCUUUGUCUUUAUCGCGUUUGGAACUGAAAGAAACUGAGAAAACGCCAUAAAAACGCGUUAAACUCCAGUGUUUUGUCCGUACCGGCUUCAUCUUAACACACAAAGCCGUGUUUUCGUGCUUACUCGCCGGACGCUACCUUCAGACAGCUGCAGCGUAUCCUAGCGACACCCAGCACUGAGCCAACCAGCAGCAGCGCGUGCCCCGCUCAGCCCGUGAACAUGACGGAUGGACCGAGACAAAGAGGGAGCGUGGCGACCACAGGCAGCGGGGAUGGAGCCGCUGCAGCCGGUAAACCUGCCGGAGAGUCUGUGGCACUGAAGAAAGAGAUUGGCCUGGUCAGCGCCUGCGGGAUCAUCGUGGGUAACAUUAUUGGAUCAGGCAUCUUCGUCAGCCCUAAAGGUGUUCUGGAGAACGCCAGCUCUGUUGGUCUAGCACUCAUCGUGUGGAUCAUCACAGGAGUUAUCACAGCCAUCGGGGCACUCUGCUACGCUGAGUUGGGCGUCACCAUCCCCAAGUCUGGAGGUGACUACUCUUAUGUGAAGGACAUCUUCGGAGGACUGGCAGGGUUCCUGAGGUUGUGGAUCGCUGUGCUGGUAAUCUACCCCACUAACCAGGCAGUCAUCGCUCUGACCUUCUCCAACUACGUCCUGCAGCCCCUGUUCCCCACCUGCUUCCCUCCGGAGAACGGCCUGCGUCUGCUCGCGGGCAUCUGCCUGUUGUUGUUGACAUGGGUGAACUGUGCCAGCGUGCGCUGGGCUACACGAGUGCAGGACAUGUUCACGGCAGGGAAACUGCUGGCUCUCAUCCUCAUCAUCAUCAUGGGCAUCGUGCAGAUCUGCAAGGGAGAGUAUUACUGGUUGGAGCCAGCCAAUGCCUUUGAGCCCUUCCAGGACUACGAUGUUGGUCUGAUAGCUCUGGCAUUUUUACAAGGUUCUUUUGCUUAUGGAGGGUGGAACUUCCUCAACUAUGUAACAGAAGAGCUGGUGGAUCCCUAUGUAAACCUUCCUCGUGCUAUCUUCAUCUCCAUUCCCCUGGUGACGUUUGUUUAUGUUUUUGCUAACAUCGCCUAUGUCACUGCUAUGAGCCCUCAGGAGCUGUUGGCCUCCAAUGCUGUUGCUGUGACGUUUGGUGAGAAGCUGUUGGGAGUGAUGUCAUGGAUCAUGCCCAUCUCGGUGGCCCUGUCCACCUUCGGGGGGGUCAACGGCUCCCUCUUCACCUCCUCUCGGUUGUUCUUUGCUGGUGCCAGAGAGGGCCAUCUGCCCAGCCUGCUGGCCAUGAUCCACGUGAAGCGCUGCACGCCUAUUCCAGCACUGCUGUUCACUUGUAUCUCAACUCUUCUGAUGCUGUGCACUAGUGAUAUGUACACACUCAUCAACUAUGUGGGCUUCAUCAACUACCUCUUCUAUGGUGUCACUGUUGCCGGGCAGAUUGUACUGCGCAUCAAAGAGCCAGACAUGCACCGACCAAUCAAAAUCAGCCUUGUGUGGCCGGUGAUCUAUCUGCUGUUCUGGGCCUUCCUGCUGAUCUUCUCUCUAUACUCUGAGCCCGUGGUGUGUGGCAUCGGCCUGGCCAUCAUGCUCACCGGUGUGCCUGUCUACUUCUUGGGUGUCUACUGGGACAACAAGCCCCAGUGCUUCAACACAUUUGUGGACAAGAUGACAUACCUGGGUCAGAAGUUCUGCGUAGUGGUGUAUCCAGCAGAGGAUGAGAAAAAAGAGGACUGUGGAGAGGAGAUGGAAAUGAGGACGGAGACAGCUCCUCUAUCGGGAGGGGAAGAGGGGGAGACGUCAAAAUCGGCAGAUUACUGAGCAUCAACACGCAAACACACAAGCAGAGUGCCAGUUUGAUACAGAUAUGCUACUGGAAGCUACUGGAGUGAAAACUCAUGGAGCACACACUAGUACACCCUUCUGAUUGUUGUAUAUACUUUUGGACAUUUGCUGGUGUUUUAGCCGGGGUGGUAUUGGAGGGUAGAGUCAGAGGUCAGAGGAGAGUGGAUCACUAAACAGAUUUAUGUGAUAUGAUUAUGUACAUCAUUUCUACAUUAAACAGAAACAAUGAGCUGUAUUAUAUCAACACAUUCCAGUCUUAAUUUUGCUGAUGGUUUGGUAAUAACUGUGUUGUUGUAAUAGAGUGUGUUUGUGUGGACAUGAUGCACAUAAUUCACGCGAUUCGAUGCAUCAGUGUAGUGCUACAGUCCUCAACCUGGUGGCCAGUCUACACUGGCAGUCACAGAUUAAUCAGAGGCAUUAAACUCCAUCCCUCAGCACUGCCUCCUCCACCUCCACUGGAGUUACAGCUUUAGAUUCUCUGAUGUGAUGAAACUCAGAACUCCAGAAUGUACAUUAAAUACUGCUAUUUUCUAAGACCUGAUUUGUGAUGCAGAGUUAGUUUAGAUCAGUGUUAUUGACUAUGAUGUCACAACUGCAACCAAAACAGUGAUUGUUAUUUUCCAUCCUACUGUUGUAACACUAAUCCCCAGACUCCAGCUGAAGUCACUCCUCCACCCUUUACUGUAGCUCUUCAUCCACACAUUUUAGAUAUAAAACACUGCCACAUCUAUUUGCAAUCACUGCUGAUAGUGCAGUAUUAGUCUUUCACUUCCUCUAAAAACAUCUUUUUUUUGUUUUUCUUUUUAUGUUUAGUUUAAAAGUAUUCUGAUUCAGAAAUCUCACCUCAGAUCAUGAUCAUUCAGCUACUCAUUGAUACACUAAAGAACCAUUUCUGACUUUGAUUCCAAAACCCUUUAUCUUUUUUUAUCCUUUUGCCUUAAUUGUCAUAUCUUGAUUAUUAUUUUUUUUAUCUUGUUCUGUCAUUAUUGUUAUUAUUUUGUGUCCUUUUCAGUCACUGCUUGUUGUUUUUAUCCGGAUGAUAACUCUGGGAUGUUCCUUUUUGAGAUAGUAUAUUUACAGUAUAUAUUUAAAAAACGCAUUUUGCGGAUUAUAGUAGGUUUUUUUAUACCAGAAUCUUUCUCUGGUGUGAGUAUAAUUCUAGCAUUUUAAAUUGCCUUAAUUAUAAUAUAAUACACAUAGAGCAGAGCCUGUCUCAGGCAUUCUAAUUACCAUUGUUAUUAUCACUUUUGAACAGUUAUUAUUGUUUGUUUGUUUGUUUUUUUUCUUUAUAUUUUUUGAAGAUAAAAGAAGUUUCUGAAAAACCAAAAAGGCUAAGAAAUUCAAUGCUGACUGCUGACUUAUUACUUCUGCAUGAACUAAACAGGCUGAACAGGACCUGACAGUGGAAGCAGGCCUAUAAACAGGGGGCAGAAGAGUCAUAUGAAUGAUGAUAUACUAAUGGCUUUUGAUUCACUCACAAACCUUAAAAGCACACAAAUACAGCAUUAAUACCCACAACCUUUGAUCAGAUGUAGAGGAAAUAACUUAAUAUGUUAAAUAAACACAUUUAGAUCACUAAAUACAGGAAAUCAGGUGAAAAGAAUAUAGAUGUAUAAACAUAUAUUGAAUGUCAUUAAACAUUACACAUGUAUUUUUUCAGAAGAAAAAAAAAGAAGAGUAAUGUAGUGCUAUUUUUGGAUUUCACAUGUGUGUGUGUGUGAUUGUGGAAAAGGUUGAUGUAAAGCAAUAGUGGCAUUAUUAAUGUGUAAUUAUUAAUAUAUAUAUAUACUUGAACUAAAACAUGUAUUAAGAGCCAGAUAAAUAAUUUCUUAUUGAUAUUCAUAUAUGAAUAAUCAAAAAGUAUAUAUCUAUGUAUUGUGUUAUAGAUGUCAGUGUGAGUACAAUAACUUCAGAUGAUGGACCAAACCAGGCCUUCAUUUCAUUUCUUCAUUUCAUCACAUACAUCUACGCAUAUUCAUUUUUAGUUAUUCAUAUGAAGUUAUUUAUAUAAAUACUCAGACGUUGUGUAGAUGUAUAAUAGAUGUUGGAGUGAGUCCAGUCGCUGAAAUAAGACUCUGUUCACACCUGGUCACUAUGUGAGUAGUAUCUGAAUUGUAUCCUGGUAGGAUUUUAACCACAUGCCUUUACACUCUGUAGUAAAAAUGCGUUUCUGGUUAGCCAGACUGAAAUUUGAUUACUGUGUGGGGUAGAAUAUGGGAAUUAUUUACUUUCGAUUUCAUAAAUACUGUAUCACACAUGCUGUAAAACUGGUGGCAAAACAACUAACAGCUCCAACACAAUGGUCUACAUAUUUCACUCUAUAAAUAAUUAACACUAAAUUGUUUUUUUCCACAGAUGGUUGUUGAUGUGGUAGCUACUUUAGUAAUGUGAACACUAUGUCCACAUUUAAGACUAAAUUUUACAUUUAAACUAAAUUCAGAGCCAUUUAUUGACUGGAGAGCUUCCAAAAAAGAGGCUUAAGGAACUUACACUCUCACAAAUGAAGGUGCUUUAAAGGCGAUGCCAUAAAAGAAUACAUUUUGAUUAAAAAAAUAAUUAAUACAAAUGCGUAACAGAGAUGUCAGUUGUCCUUUCUAAACCUGAAAGGUUAACAAAUUGGUACUUUAUAGAACCAAAAGGGAUUAUUUUUGGCAUGACUCAAAGAACCCUUUGUAGCACCUUUAUUUUUUACGAGUAUACGAGGUCCUCAAGCAGCAGGUGCAAACUAUAUAAAUGGGUAUAAAUCAUAUCCCGUUACAUUACAUUACAUUACAUUUGGCAGACGCUUUUUUUUGUUGUUGUCCAAAGCGACUAACAAUAAUGAUGUACAAUAGAGUAAUAGAAGUUUAAGGUAAAAAAAAAACCAUCUUUACAUAGGGCCUAAAGGAGGUCAAAAGGUAAUAGUGGAAUAGAAGAGGAAAAGAGGGGCAGAAGGAAAAGAGGUUAGAAGUAGUUAGUUUGUUAGAGGUGUUAAAAGAGUGAGUGCUCUUUAAAGAGCUCUGUCUUCAGGAGCUUCUUAAAGAUAGCGAGGGACGCUCCUAAUUUGGUAGUGGAAGGGAUCAUUUCCUCACCUGACAACAGCCAGUGUAAAGGUGUACUGGGUUUACUGGGUGUAUCUGAAUAGAGAAACUACCAGGCCUUGAUAUAAAAGACAUUUCAUACACAUCCAAUAAGCUCCAUCAAAUCAGCUCCAUAAGUGCAAUCAAAGCGUGAUAGAAAGAGUCAGGGGCGCUGUUUAUGUAAACAUGUAGUCUGUUCUGGUCACAGGGUCUUUGUGUUCGCAGACACAGAUUUGUCUAUGUGCCUAUGUGUUGAUGUCAAAUUUUACUUGGAAGAUACUUGUGAUACAUAAAUGGUCUCUAUGUGCC
Molecule: messenger RNA, 5725 nt
Organism: Astyanax mexicanus (Mexican tetra)
Lineage: Eukaryota; Metazoa; Chordata; Actinopteri; Characiformes; Acestrorhamphidae
Gene: slc7a8a
Product: solute carrier family 7 member 8a
Exons: 11
Coding region: 744-2333 (529 amino acids)
Biological process (GO): neutral amino acid transport; amino acid transmembrane transport
Cellular component (GO): membrane
Molecular function (GO): L-amino acid transmembrane transporter activity; neutral L-amino acid transmembrane transporter activity
Source: RefSeq, a predicted model, not a curated record